Messenger RNA from Bolinopsis microptera, 2760 nucleotides. RefSeq names its product neprilysin-4-like. Bases 219 to 2393 code for a protein of 724 amino acids. Gene Ontology annotation, biological process: protein processing. Gene Ontology annotation, molecular function: metalloendopeptidase activity. The transcript has 18 exons. Gene Ontology annotation, cellular component: plasma membrane. Lineage: Eukaryota; Metazoa; Ctenophora; Tentaculata; Lobata; Bolinopsidae. The record is from RefSeq and is a predicted model, not a curated record.
GAUCAUCUUAUAUGUGUUUUGUUUCCGUCUUAUACUAGUUAUACUAUUUGAAAUAUAAAACGACGAGAUUAUGAAAGAUUUUAGAUUAAUUGGCCACGGUUUCCAAAAGUUGAUGACGGUGAUUAAAAAUAAAAUCAACGACGCUGUGCAGUUAAGGGAAACAGGCACCAGCUCCAAAUCUGAUCUUUACCAAUAAACACACGCUGUCCUCAGACAAGAUGGAGGAAAAGGCAGACGCAGGAACGCGAAAGAAAAUGUUCGGGUUAACAAUAGGACUGAUAGUAACAGGGCUGGUUGCAGUGGUGCUGCUGGGGGUGCUAAUUUGGGCUGUUAACAGCAAGAAAGGACUGGUUUCACCCCCGGACCAAGGAUUUGUCAGAGCUUCAGCAGCUAUGGGCAGCAAUAUGGACGCUACCGCUGACCCCUGUUCUGACUUCGCUACAUACGCUUGUGGCGGCUGGAUGAAAAAGCACGUUAUCCCGGAUGACAUGGACCAGUGGUCAAACUUUGUCAUCUUACGGGACGAAACUGCAGUUACUCUACUAAAUCUUGUUACUGCUUUAUUAGACGAAACAAUUGAUGACGCUAAUCCUAGACCAGACUAUGAGAAGAAGAUGCUGGAUUUCUACACUAGCUGCUCCGACACUACAGAAAUGGAUAAGACUGAAACGGCUGACGAGUUACAUGACAAAGUUCAAAAAAUCAUGACGGCGCCCAAUAUUCCACCAGUAAUGGAAACAGCCGCAUCGCAGGGUAUCAACGUGUUCUAUCUGCUAUAUGUGGAGCCAGAUAACAAUGACCCCAACAUUAAUUGUAUAUACAUGGUGCAGGGAGCCCUAGGAAUGACGCUUAAAGAAGAGUACAACAAUGAUGACCCAAAAGAGGAUAUCAAAGCGAAACAAGGCUAUUAUAAAGAAUAUCUCAAGAAGCUUUGGAAGAAUUACGACUCAAAUGCGUCAGAUGGGGAUUUGAAUACUACAGUGAGCUUGAUCUACGACUUCGAAUCAUGUGUUGCAGAGGGAAUGAACAAUCCGGACGAAGAGAGAUCAGCCUUUGCCGACAUGCCUAGUAAACUAUAUAGCGAAGUUAAAGUGGCAGACUUUGAAGACAAAUUGCAGAUAAUGUCUUCCUACAAAUACAGGAGAACGGACAUGGAGGAUGUGCCAGACGAUACUAAGAUUUAUUAUCACGAAAAUUAUAUCACAAAAGUUAAGGAUUGUGUCGAUACCCAUUUGAGUGAAGAGAGUGAUUUCAAGACGUACGUAGGGACGAGGUUCAUGCUCCAGUACGCUCCAGCGGGUAAGGAGAGUUGGAGGAAGCUGUGGUGGGAUAACCAGCAACAUGUCACUAAAGUUGCAGUCAAACCAGCUAGAUGGAAGACGUGUCUCUCAGCGAUCACGUCUUACAUGCCCGAAGUAGUGGGUCGGAUAUUUGCUGAUGAGGCCUUUAAGGAGGACGCCAAAAAGGAUACGUUGGAGAUGAUUCAGGACAUUAAGAACGCCUUUAAACAAAUCUUACCGAACUUGGCAUGGAUGGACGAAAAAACAAGGGCCAAUGCGAUAGAGAAAGCGGACAACGUUGAUAACAAGAUAGGUUAUGCGGAGUGGAUUACUGAUGAUACCAAGCUCAACGAAUACCUGAAGUCUAUAACAAUAUCCGCCGACAAUCUGUUGUCGAACACAAUGUCAGCUGACAAAGCUCUCAGUAAGAAGAGUUUUGAUUACGCUGGGGGUAAAGUUAACAAAGAUAAAUGGUACAUGUCUCCAGCAACUGUAAACGCCUAUUACAACCCUAAGGGAAACGAGAUGGUAUUCCCGGCCGCUAUACUCCAACCCCCAUUCUAUCACGUGACAUAUCCAGCGUACGUCAACUACGGGGCGAUUGGUGUGGUUAUUGGACACGAACUCACUCACGGAUUCGAUGAUAACGGUCGCCUGUAUGAUAAGGACGGGUAUCUAAAAGAGUGGUAUACUGAUGAGGCAAAGAAGGGGUUCCAAGAGCGAGCAAACUGCAUGAUCAACCAAUACAGCGGCUAUACCGUCAUGGGUUCAAAGGUGAACGGUAAUUUGACACUUGGGGAGAACAUAGCAGACAACGGAGGAGUGAAGCAAGCCUACAUAGCCUACCAGAAUUGGGUGAAAAGGAACGGCGAGGAGGCGACCUUACCUGGACUGGAUUUAACAAAUGAGCAAGCCUUCUUCCUCUCGUAUGCUCAGAUCUGGUGUCAGAAGAAGACCAAAGAAGCGUUCGAGCUGAUGACAAAAGUUGAUCCACACAGUCCAGGAAUAUUCAGGAUAGAAGGUCCUCUCGUCAACUCCAAAGAAUUUUCCAAAGCUUUCAAAUGUUCUUCUGAAACCCCCAUGAACCCAACAGACAAAUGUGAAGUGUGGUGAUAUCUGCACCUAUUAGGGCUAGGCUAAUGCCAUGUUUUUUAACUGAUUUGUAGCUGUGAACGAUGCUAGGUUAAAUAUUUUUACGGUAAACCAGUGGUCUGGGUCUGGAGGAAUACUGAAAUUACCCCCUGAAGUUGAUCGCGAUUGUCCUGGAGCAGUGCCAUCAGGAAUUUAUAUUUCAUUUGUUGAACCACUCCCAGAAUCCCCCACAAUUACAGACGCGCAAGUCAUAUUAACACCCUUGAACUUUGAUUACUGUCUGUCGAUCACGAUAUUCUAAUUUAUUCGCCCUACCAUAAUCUGUUGUGAUUAAAUUUUAUUGUUUUUAUAUUGUUCGUUUAUCACAAACCUGUGUUAUUUCUGGUAA